Epinephelus moara (kelp grouper) is the source of this 6141-nucleotide messenger RNA. Its product is annotated as kiaa0930. The record is from RefSeq and is a predicted model, not a curated record. Lineage: Eukaryota; Metazoa; Chordata; Actinopteri; Perciformes; Serranidae.
AAGUCUUAAUUUUUCUUUUUUUUAAUCUUUUUGGUUUUUUUCUCACUAUGUCACACUUUUCAAACUGUUACUUCUUUAUAACUUUGAUUUUAAAAGUCACAAUUUUUACAAAAUUUUACAGAGACCCCAAAGUCCCGAAAGGUGAUUAUUUCAUUUUAUUUUAUUAUUAAUAUUUUUUGUACACAUGAUAAUUGUCUCGUGCCCGCAAAAUAUCACCUUUUGGGACAUAUGGCACCUUGAAAGUGUUUUAUUUUUUUAUUUUUAGGGGUUCAUAGGAAGAUAGCAUUACAGAUGCUUCUUUUGAUCUAAGUGCAAAUGCAGAUUUUAAAGAAUUGUGAGUUAUAUUUCCAUGCCAAUAUUAAUACAUCACAAUUAUGGACAUUAAGUCAAAUUGUUAAUUGUAUUUUGCCACAUGAUUUUGCUCAAGACAUGUUUGACUAUAUCGCAAUUUAAAUUAAUGGUUAAAUAUGUGACAGACUGUGAUUUAUUGUAUUAACCUUAACUGAAACACAUGGUGGCUGAAAGUCCUCCAUUUCGCGAGUCAGAAACAAUCAAAAUACACCUUUACGUCAAACUUACAAGAUAUGAGUCACAUAUCAGGUUAUAUUGUAUAUUUUAAUGUGUUUUUAGCCCUGAAAAAACCAUUAACCCUCACAUAAAACCUUAUAAAAACCCUUAAUUCAUUACAUCCUUACACUGAUCACGUGUUGCUGUGGUCACUGCUGCAGGAGGACACGGGCUGAAUAAACUUGAUGUGUGGAAAAACGGGGGAAAUACUCAAUUUGUUUUCAACGGUCAGGAGCUCUUGAGACAAUGACGUCAUCUUUUGUCUUGAAACAAAGGGUGCACUCGUUUAAACGACCUCAAUUCGCCGGCGAUGAGGUUCCCUCUGUGUGGGCGGAGUUUUCCGCGGUGAAACCCCGGUGUUACGAAGAACUCUGUCACCCGUCAGAUACUGUGACGUGAUUGAAAAUCACAUACGUUUGUAUUAACAUUUAAAUCGCACUUAAUUUAAACAUUUAAAUCGCACUUAUAGUAAUUAUCGUAUUCAAACUGUCAGAACUACGGAAGCCUUUAAGUGACCGCGUCUGUUCAACGUACCAGUGGCUCUUUCUGUAGAGUUACGCAAUUUAACGGGUCACACUUUCCGCUGUAACACCUGCUCCAACCAACGGAGGACGUAAACACUCGGAAGUGUGAGGGGUGUUUCCAGCUGAUCUGCACAACAGAAGGACCAGAGUCUCCCUCAGCAGCCCGACAUACCUGCUCCUUUCUCCGGCACCUCAGCAGAGCAGACCGGUCCCUGCUGCAGGUGUGCACCGCCACAUCAUACGGAUCUUACUCGGGUUAAUCUGAGGACGAACCGGGGGGGUCCUCGGUGUCCCCCACCCCUGUCUCCCUCCUUCCCUGCUCCUCUGCUUCUCUCUUAGCCGUGUGUUAGCUACCGUGAACCGGUGCCGUCGGUAGCAGUUAGCCCGGACUGUCAUGAUCCCAGCGCGGAGAUGGCGUCCUUCCCCGGUUUGUGUAAGGCUGUCGGGCCAGCGGAGGAGGAGAACGGAGAGCUGGACGGCUCUCUGCAGCAGAUGCUGAAGGCCAUCGCCGACGAGAGGAACCGACUCAACAUCCGACAGGAGAUCAGCGGACUCGGUUGUUUUAAGGAUGACCGCAUUGUGUUUUGGACCUGGAUGUUCUCCACAUACUUCAUGGAGAAGUUUGCUCCUCGACAGGACGACAUGCUGUUCUACGUCCGCAGGAAGCUCGCCUACGUCAGCGCUGACAACACCGAGGGCAAAAAGGUGGAGGUGGAGGUUUACAGGAGAGACUCCAAGAAGCUGCCGGGCCUCGGUGACCCUGACAUUGACUGGGAAGAGAGCGUCUACCUGAACCUCAUCCUGCAGAAGUUGGAUUACGUGGUGACAUGUGCUGUGUGCACGCGCUCAGACGCAGGAGAUAUCCACAUCCACAAGAAGAAGUGUCAGGAAGUAUUUGCAUCUCCCAGCAAACACGCCAUGGACAGCAAAGGAGAGGAGUCCAAGAUGAGCUACCCGAACAUCUUCUUCAUGAUCGAUAACUUUGAGGAGGUGUUCAGUGACAUGACGGUGGGCGAGGGCGAGAUGGUGUGUGUGGAACUGGUGGCGAGCGACAAGAGCAACACCUUCCAGGGCGUCAUCUUCCAGGGCUCCAUCCGCUACGAGGCCCUGAAGAAGGUCUACGACAACCGGGUGAGCGUUGCUGCUAAGAUGGCCCAGCGGAUGUCUUUCGGCUUCUACAAGUACAACAACAUGGAGUUUGUACGGAUGAAGGGUCCGCAGGGCAAAGGUCACGCUGAGAUGGCCGUCAGCCGGGUGCCGACCGGUGACACCUCCCCAUGCGGCACCGAGGAGGACCAGGUGUCGCCCAUGCACGAGAGGGUGACGUCCUUCAGCACACCUCCGACCCCGGAGAGGAACCGUCCCUCCUUCUUCUCUCCGUCUCUGAGACGCAAAGUGCCCCGAAACCGAAUCGCAGAGAUGAAGAAGUCUCACUCCGCCAACGACAGCGAGGAGUUCUUCAGGGAGGAGGAAGACGAAGAUCUUCACACCACUUCCAACCUGCGCUCUCGCUCUCUGUCGGGGACCGGUCGCUCUCUGGUCGGCUCCUGGCUCAAACUCAACCGGACUGAAGAAUACUUCCUGCUCUACUCACACCUGACCUACGUCACCCUGCCGCUGCACCGCAUCACCACAGACAUCCUGGAGGUGAGGCAGAAGCCCAUCCUGAUGACAUAGCAGGGCUGGACUCCCUCAGAACAUCACUACCAAGUGCCUCCUGCAUCAGGCCACUGAGACCACAGCAGCGCCCCCCGGUGUCCAGACCGAGACCAACAACCAAACACCUGCUUCACCUGGAGAGACCAGUCAGAGGAGACCACGACAAACCAGCCAUUCAGGAAGUGCCUCUUCUUCUUUUCAGUUCCUGCUGUGUCCGAGGUCGUCUCCACGGAAACGGGCCCGGCGUCGGGAUAUCACAUGACCUCAAUGUGAAGAGGCAUUGGCUGAACUCUGACCAGGAAGUGAAGAAUGUGUGUUUUCUUGUAAAUAUCCUGCUGCUUUACUCACUGAGACGCCUCGACUUAAAGGUUCUGCUUUUAACGACACGUUCUGUUUCUGUUCCACCGUCGUGGUUUUCUUUUUGUUUUUAAUAUUAUCUACGACGACAGGAGGUGAGAGGGACUAAAGUGUUUGUGUCUGAGAGGAAACUAGAAGAGUGGGCAGCUUCAGUCCUGUAACCAGACAUAGUGUCGGCUCUGUUUGAGGUCACAGCAGGGUCAAAUCAUUGCUUCAUUUAUUAAGACAGGUCAAAAUAUAAAAAACAAAUGAUCAUCACAGCUUCGACUUCAUGUCGAUUAAAUGUUCCGAACAUGUUCAACGAGAAGAAGCACACCUGAGAACCUGUUACCAGCAAAUAUUUAACUUGUAAUGAUUAUUUAAAUGUUUCAUAGUUUUCAUUUGCUCAGCUUAAUUAAUAGUCAAAUGGGUAAAUCAGUCAAUCAUUAACUGGAUUUAAUCGCUCCGCCAACACGUUAAAGUUCACAGUAACAAUAAGCAGAAUACGAUGUGAUUAUAAUGACUUAAAUAAAGAAAAUAAAUCAAAUUAAAACUUCGUUAUUUCACUGGAAAAAUGACCUGAUUGAUGAUAAACUAAAAUAACUCAGUAUCAGAAUAAAAUCAUAAUUUUUAAAGUAAAUUUAUUCUUAUAAUCAAACUUAUUUUUCGUAGAAAACUGUGACUUUACAGAGAGUUAUUCAGAGUUUUUUAAUCAUUAAAUUACAACCAAUUUCCCUCCAAAUUUUCCAGUUCAUCUUCGUCUUAAACGAUAAAUUGAUGAUUUCCUGUCACUCAGUGAACUGAUAAACAGGGUUCCUGCACAUUUAGCAUUUCAAAGUUCAAAUUUACAGACUUCGAUUCAGCGUUCGAUUUUUAAACCAUAUUUGUCAUAAAAAUAAAUGUUCCCCUAAUAUAUUUUACAAACGCCAUGAAAAACUCUGCUUGUGUCAUCAGUUUAUUUUUAGAAAUUCUGAAUUUCAGAUUUUAGAAAACAGAGUUGGGGCAGUAGUCUGGAAACACAAAGAUUUUUCCAGACUCUUUUAACUUUUCCGAAUGUAUUCAAACCUGGAAAGUCACUUACUAAAAUCAAAUCCCAUACUGUGAAGGAACCCUGGAUGAAUCAGCUGAUCGUAUCGUCCUGACUGGGUGUUAAAUUUGACUAAAACACGACCCGUCUGUCACAUCUGUCGCUGUGAACUCGACUUUAUAACCUCCCCGAAGACCACCAGCAACAGUUCGCUGCCGUAUACAACAAUUAACUGUAAUAAAAUUAUAAAUAUAAUUAAUAAAAUCUAAAAAUCUUAUAUUUAAAAUGACUUAAUACAUUGAUUAUUAAAAAGUUCACUGUCUUUUGCUUUGCUAACUAAUCAGAUAAUAAUUUCAGCACCGAGUGUGUGAUGUCAUUAUUCCUAAUUGUCUGUAAAUCAGAUCUUUGACCUCACCCGUGUACAGCAACAAAUUAUUAUUACUGUUAUUACGCAAAGUGCAAAUAUAAAAAGAUGAGAUGUCAUAGAGAAAAAAUAAAAGUGUGCAGACAGUUUCCUAAUUUGAUUUAACAACAUGUUUGGGAUCAGUGAGACGCUCCAGAAAUGAUUUUACAGUGAAACAGUGUAAAAUAUGUCGUACGCAUGGAUCUCAAAGACGACACAACCUGAAGUAGCUGCACAUACUGGCAUUUCAGCCCAAAGUCAAACUGAUUAAAGGAAUAAUCCACUCCCCAAAUGAUUUUAUGUAUAUCAGUAACUCUCCCUGUGUUACGCUGAAUUCACAAAGAAAAUUUUCUUUUUCUCUCAUGCCUCCACGGUGAACGAAGAAUCCAAAAACAGAGAAAAUUCUUGAUGAAUUGAAGCCAUAGGGGUCCACGUUUAACAACAGCAGAACUACAUCAAAACAUCCAUUUACAAACUCUAACACAACUCGUGAGUUGUAACCCAAGUCUCAUUUAUCCAGUCGUUGGAUCAGUACUUCCAAACACAUGCAUUUCCAUUUAAACCUCACUAUUUAACCCUUUGACACCUGAGCAAAUUGGCUUGAUUUCUUUCAAACACGUGGCAAGACGGCCGUGAGCAGUGAAGGAAGAAAUGACCCAAAAAAUUUGCAAGAAAUUAGUAAAAAGAGAAAAUUGAAAACAAGAAAAUGAGCCUUAAAAAAUUAUAUUUGUUUUAUAAUUUUAAAUAUGUAAUAAUUACAAAAAAAAUAUCUUUCUUUUUUCCCAUAUUUUUUAAAAAUAAUUUUCUAAAUCUAGUAUUUUUUUUUGCAAUUUGUGGGACGUGUCGUACCAAGUUGCUCAUUGCCUUUUUUUCAUGAUGACACUGCACGAGAUGUUUUAGGAGAGUUUUGCUGUUGCUAAACGUGGACCCCUACGACUUCUACUCAUCAAGAAUUAUCUCUGUUUUUGGAUUCUUCGUUCACCAUGGAGGCAUUCGACAAAGACAAAGUGCUCUUGACAGAUUAAAUUGACCACAGGGAGAGUUACUGCGACACAGAUGAUCAUUUGAGGGGUGAAAUGUUCCUUUAUGUGAUCCACAGUGAAAAUGAGACGAGACAAGAUGGAUGACGUUCAGUAAUGAGAGCAUAAAUCAGUGUUGUUUUACUCCAUGACACCUCCCGGGCGACAUUAAAAUCUAUAAUUAGCUGAGUUUUAAAUUAGGGGCAAUCUGAUCAAAGACAACAAGACUGAAUCCUGGAAAUGAUUUAAUCCAAGUCAGGUGUGUUCAGCAGUUUAAUACCAGACUUAUAAGUUAUUAUUUUCAGCGAGUCUGUUUUUUUAUUUAAAACCAUCGAACACAAACUCCAGACGGACCCCGAGCCGACGGACACAACAUCUGUAUUUCAUUAAAGCAGCUGUGUGGUGAUAAAAACUGUCGUCGACUUCCACAGAGUUAAAAAGAAGGAGAAGAAGAAUCACAGGAUCCCAGCUUUGACUUUUUACUUUUCUUUAAAACUGCAACUGCGACUCACAAACUGGAAGUGACUUGAAAACCUCAUGAAGAAACUACAGAGACGAUUUUAAAGGGAAACUGGAAUAAAAACCGAAGGAAGCGUCCUGACGGGA